AUGACCACAGGACUAGUUUCUGAGUUGAAUGUUUCUUCUUCAGAACAGAUUUUGCCUCCAGAGUAUGAGUUGCAACAACCUGAGCCUGAACAUUGUCCAGGUCCAGAAUCAGAAAACGCAGGUCAGAGUGAUGCUUGUCUGGGAUGUGCUAAUAAAGAGAUUUGUGAAAGUUUGCCAAAGGGUCCAGAUCCUGAUAUUCCUGCUAUUAAUGAAAAUUUAUCAAAAAUUCAACACAAACUUUUAGUCCUUUCUGGUAAAGGUGGUGUUGGGAAGUCGACAUUUACCAGUAUGUUAAGUUGGGCUCUAUCUGCUGAUGAAGACCUUCAAAUUGGUGCUAUGGAUUUAGAUAUAUGUGGUCCCUCAUUGCCAAGAAUGCUUGGGUGUAAUAAUGACUUGGUUCAUGAAUCAAGCUAUGGUUGGACUCCAGUAUAUGUGGCUGAUAAUUUGGCAACCAUGUCGAUACAAUAUAUGUUACCAGAGGAUGACUCGGCAAUUAUCUGGAGAGGUUCCAAAAAAAAUUUACUAAUAAAGAAGUUCUUAAAAGAUGUCAAUUGGGAUUAUUUAGAUUAUUUAAUAAUUGAUACCCCCCCAGGGACUUCGGAUGAACAUAUAUCAAUCAACAAAUUCUUGAAGGAUUCGGGUAUUGAUGGGGCUCUUAUAGUAACAACACCCCAAGAAGUAGCAUUACUUGAUGUUAGGAAAGAAAUAGACUUUUGUAAAAAAGCUGGGAUUAAGAUUUUAGGAUUGGUAGAAAAUAUGAGUGGGUUUGUUUGUCCUAAUUGUAAAGGUGAAUCUCAAAUUUUUAGGCCAACAACAGGAGGUGGGAAAGCAUUUUGUGAGGAAUUAAGCAUCCCAUUUCUGGGUUCAGUACCUUUGGAUCCUCGAAUUGGGAAGUGCUGUGAUGAUGGUGAAAGUUUCCUCGAUGAAUACCCAGAAAGUCCUGCAUCAGAAGCAAUUAUCAACGUGGUGGAGGCCCUUAGGGACGCAAUCGAAGGAUAA
This is a messenger RNA of Vanderwaltozyma polyspora DSM 70294, 999 nucleotides long. It is a transcript of the gene NBP35, whose product is annotated as Fe-S cluster-binding ATPase. The transcript has a single exon. The record is from RefSeq and is a predicted model, not a curated record. NCBI's taxonomy places the organism in Eukaryota, Fungi, Ascomycota, Saccharomycetes, Saccharomycetales, Saccharomycetaceae. Gene Ontology annotation, molecular function: 4 iron, 4 sulfur cluster binding; ATP binding; ATP-dependent FeS chaperone activity. Gene Ontology annotation, cellular component: cytosol. Gene Ontology annotation, biological process: iron-sulfur cluster assembly. Bases 1 to 999 code for a protein of 332 amino acids.